AGCCCCUUCGGCUGGAGGCUCGGGUUUAUCUGGGAGCAGAGGGACAGCCAUUCAGGGGCUGAGCGCCGUCAGGUGAAGGAAGGCUCCACACGAUCGCUGGGGGGGAACAGGGAAGAGACUGAACGUGGAGCAGAGGAUUUGACCUUUAUUCCUCUUAAACUCGGGUUUGCGAGGGCAAGCGGGGAGCUAUGACGGCGUUCUCUGCUCUUUGGGUGCUUUUUCUGUGCCAGCUUCUGUCAUCAUCCUCAGCCCAGAGGCCCGGCCCCAGAGGAGCCCCCGGGCCACAAGGACCCCCAGGGCAACCAGGAAGGGAUGGCACUGAUGGGAAACCUGGACCUUCUGGGCUGCCAGGGAAAGCUGGCCCUAAAGGGAAAGCAGGAAUCCCAGGAGGACCAGGAAAACCAGGUCUGCCAGGACUUCCAGGAAUUGACGGUUUGACUGGGCCCGAUGGCCCUGCUGGGAAAGACGGACCGCCAGGGGAAGCAGGUGAAGCGGGCCCACCAGGGCCACCUGGGCCUCCUGGCAGGGGGAGACCAGGAGCCCCGGGAUUACCUGGAACCAAUGGGCUGCCGGGCGGAGCCGGACCUCAGGGACCAGCAGGUCCAGAGGGUCUUCCAGGACUUCCAGGACCUCCUGGCCCUGAUGGACCCCCAGGGCUUCCUGGUUCUCUUCAAGAUCUGACUGGUGACCUUCUGUGUCCUGCUAUCUGCCCUCCUGGUCCCCCCGGCCCGCCCGGGAUGCCAGGAUUUAAGGGACACACUGGACACAAAGGAGACAAAGGAGAGCUCGGAAAAAACGGAGAGAAGGGGGAUCAGGGUCCACCCGGACAACCGGGUAUUCCAGGAACCGUUGGUCUGCAAGGCCCACGUGGUCUGCGAGGUCUACAAGGCCCAAUGGGACCUGCGGGCGACAGAGGCCUCCCGGGUUUCAGAGGCAAGCCUGGCGUAGCUGGAAUCAUUGGAAAGACAGGCGAUGUUGGGGAAAAAGGGCCGCAGGGAUUUAAGGGACCUAAAGGAGAAAUUGGUAAGAUUGGUCCCAAAGGAGCUCUGGGGGGAGCAGGACCCAAAGGAGAGCCUGGUAUACCUGGAAGAGAUGGGAAGGAUGGAACACCAGGGCUGGAUGGCGAGAAGGGGGAUCCUGGACGGCAUGGAGUAGUUGGAGAGAAAGGACCAAAUGGACUUCCUGGUUUGCCUGGAAAAGCUGGAGCAAAGGGGUCAAAAGGACCAGCCGGUGAUCCGGGGAAGCCUGGGGAGCAAGGACCAUCUGGAGAGCCAGGUAUUCCUGGGGAUAUUGGCGUGCCAGGAAACAGGGGGAUAGCAGGUCCCAGAGGAGUGGCUGGAGGUAUUGGACCAGAAGGCACUUCUGGGCCUCAGGGAGUAAAAGGCUUCCAGGGAGUAAAAGGAGCCUUGGGCGACCCAGGUCUUCCAGGGCCAACAGGACUCCGUGGAGAGUUUGGUGACAGAGGUCCAGUUGGAGUUUCUGGAGCAAAGGGAGAAAUGGGCGUGGCAGGAAGUGAUGGUUUACCAGGAGAGAAUGGAGAACCUGGUCCGUUUGGGCCAGUUGGACAAAAAGGAGAGCCAGGGAAGAGAGGUGAACUGGGGCCCAAAGGCGUGACAGGUCCACAAGGCGAGAUUGGGUCAAGAGGGCCUCCAGGAAAACCAGGACCAAUGGGCUUCCAAGGGGAACAGGGUCUGCCGGGAAUUGCAGGAAAGACAGGAGUACCAGGCAAACUGGCAAGUGAGCAGCACAUCAGAGAGCUGUGUGGUUCCAUGAUUGAUGACCAGAUUGCACAGCUAGCGGCUAAUCUGCGAAGACCCCUGGCACCUGGAAUGGUGGGGCGCCCCGGCCCCGCAGGUCCCCCAGGAGAGCCAGGGGUUGCUGGUUCUGUCGGGCACCCAGGUACGCGUGGACCACCAGGAUACAGAGGACUGCCGGGAGAACUUGGAGAUCCAGGUCCCAGAGGUGAUGUUGGUGAGGCAGGUGAUAAGGGACCCGUUGGCAAAGCCAUUGAUGGACCCCCGGGAGACCAAGGGCAACAAGGUCUUCCCGGAGUGCCUGGAAUUGUCAAAGAUGGCCGUGAUGGGUCUCCAGGAGAUCCGGGUGAGACUGGAGAGCCUGGCAGGACAGGCAGGACUGGACAUCAGGGUCCUCCUGGGAUCUGUGACACGUCAGCCUGCCAGGGACCGUCAGUGGCUGGGAAAUCCUCCAACCCCAAAAACAAUUAAACCUGACUUCCUGCAGCCUGACUGAUCCACUUUUAGGAGGGGGGGUGUUAACAUGAGGAGGAGAGGAAUGACACAACAGAACGCUCACAACAAGUCCUCUUUAUUUAAAUACGUGUAUCAGAAGGGAGGAAUAACAUCUACAAGUGUGAAUGGAGGAACAUCCCCAGAGUGACAAGAACACCAAAGCAACUAAGAGACCCAAAAACAUGCAGGUAACAUCUUGAAAUAAAGCGAUCAGGCAAGGAAAAGUGCAACAGAACAGCUGUAUUGACUCAAACGUGUCCCACAACAACUGGCAUUAAGUUUGUAAAUGUUGUUUCGAUGCUCCAUUUGUUUCGGUUAUCAUCAUUGCGGCAGACGACAACCUGACAGCAACCGUGACUGUCUCUGAUGUGAACGGCCCUAUCACACCGCUUAUUGUGUAAAUCACAGGUGUUACCUCAAUAUACAAAACUGGACAUUGGUGCUGGAGCUGUAAAUGUACUCUCCCAGGUGCCCAGAAAUUUUGUAGAAUAAUGCAAAAAAGAUUUAACUACUUUUUUUUACAGUUUUUUUUUUUAAAUAUAUAUAUAUAACUUGUCAAGUAAAGUUAAUUGACUAAAGCUGAGAAUCACAAACAGGAUAAGACUUGUGGAUGCAUAAAUCGGACAUGUAUAAUUCAUUUAAAAAAUUAGGAACUGUUAAAAAUCUUUUUUUUUUUUUGUUUUUCAAUCUACAAUGACCACAUCCACUGUAUACCGCCGGUGCUGUAACAAUUAAAUAUAAAUUACUUUAAAUACUA
Molecule: messenger RNA, 3006 nt
Organism: Fundulus heteroclitus (mummichog)
Lineage: Eukaryota; Metazoa; Chordata; Actinopteri; Cyprinodontiformes; Fundulidae
Gene: col9a3
Product: collagen, type IX, alpha 3
Exons: 32
Coding region: 189-2225 (678 amino acids)
Source: RefSeq, a predicted model, not a curated record